AUGGCCACACCUGACAAUGAUUCUUCAGGUGCUGAGGACAACAACACAUCUCCACCUUUCAAUGAUCCCAGCCACAAUCCUUCUAGUCCCUUUCACAUUCAUCCAAGUGAAAGUCCCUCCUCUGUCAUUGUUACCCCAGCCCUCUCGGCUAACAACUUCCAAUCCAGGUCCAGGUCCAUUCGAAUAGCCUUAAUAUCCAAUAACAAAAUGGGAUUCCUAAAUGGAUCCAUUCCCAAACCAGCAUUCACCGACCCUCUUUACCCACACCGGGAACGUUGUAAUACACUCCUUAUGUCAUGGCUUCUAAACUCUCUAUCCCCUUCAAUUGCACAAAGCGUCAUUUUCUUCGAGAUUUCCAUUGACAUAUGGACUGAUCUCAGGGAACGCUUCUCUCAAGGAGAUUUGCUUCAUGUAGCUGAACUACAAGAAGAAAUCUACGCUCUAAAGCAAGGCAACAACAAUGUCAAUGAUUAUUACACAAACCUCAAAUCUUUGUGGGAGGAAUUAGACAAUUUCAGACCUCUUCUUCCUUGUUCUUGUUCUGUUAAGACAUUCCACCAACAGGAUUUCAUAAUCCGGUUCCUCAAAGGCCUUGAUGAUUGCUUCUCCAUGAACCGAGGCAUUCCACACUCAGGAAGGGCCAUAGCUAACAAAAAAUGUCACACCGUUGACGUCUGCUACGGGAAGUACGGUUAUCCCCCUGGACAUCCUAAGUACCCUGGUCGUCCUCGUCCUCCCAACAAAAACCAGUCCAACCAUGGAGGUGCUGUCAAUAGUGCUGUUGGAGAAGGAAACAAAACUACAACAUAUGGGGGAGACAACCCUAAGGAGACUGGUGCUGUUUCGGUAAACAAAAAUGGGCUUAAAAUCACUGAAGCCCAAUAUCAGCAAUUGAUAACUCUUCUCCAAGCUAAUCCUGGGCUUGGUGGUGCGAACUCUAAUGAUAUGCCUAUUCAGGCUAACCUUUCUUUUUCCAGCCCAAAUUAUUUUUCUGACACUAUAUCUGGUAUUCCUUGCAUUUUUUCUAUUUCCACCACCCUUAGUACAACUAAAUCACAUAUUCCUCCUUGGAUUAUUGAUUCUGGAGCAACAGAUCACAUUGUUUGCUCACUAGAUUAUUUUCAUACAUAUUCAAAAAUAAAACCUAUGAAUAUCAAUUUACCAAAUGGAACUUUUGUGAAGGCUCAAAUUUCUGGAAGUAUUCACUUUUCACCCUCAUUUGCUAUUCAUAAUGUCUUAUAUGUCCUUGAUUUUACAUUCAACCUUCUAUCCAUUUCCAAAUUACUUUCCACUCUUGAAUAUGUGAUAACAUUUUCUAAUGAUUCUUGCCAAAUCCAAGAAGCUAGCAUGUUGAAGACGAUUGGUUCGGCUAAGCUCAAAGAAGGACUAUAUCACUUGAUUAGGGUAUUUGUUUGGAAAUCGUCUCAAUGUGUUACACUGUGA
Messenger RNA from Cajanus cajan (pigeon pea), 1443 nucleotides. RefSeq lists its product as uncharacterized. The record is from RefSeq and is a predicted model, not a curated record. NCBI's taxonomy places the organism in Eukaryota, Viridiplantae, Streptophyta, Magnoliopsida, Fabales, Fabaceae.